UUUUUAUAUUUUCCCCUAUCAAUUUGACCAUAUUAAGUCAAUGAAUUUGUAGUUGAAAUCGGCAUCCAAGCUGUGAAAGAUAUCACACACUUUUCCAUUCAAUUCACAGUCGCCGACGAAGAUUAGAAGAAAUAAUCGCAAGGUACUUCAAAAACCGUUUUCAUAGUUAAAUGCUGAAAUCAGUGCAUCUUAACGCGGAGUACCCAAAUCAAUGGGUUGUGAUCGGUGUCUUCGUUGCCGGAGUAUUAAUAGCCACAUACGGUGGACUUAGAUUUAUGCUUCUAUGGGUGGUGAUCUGCCUCUGCAUCGUCGCAGAUUUCAAUCGACGUCAGUUCAGAGCUACGAGCACUGCCAUAGAACAAUUUCGAGCGUCCGGAGAUGUCCAUCUCCUCAAAGAAGAUUGUGGAGCGAUGCGUGUCAAGGACAUCUCCGUAUAUGUCCAUCUCCUCAAAGAAAAUUGGAAAGCGAUGAUUGUCAAGUUGUCCCGAAGCAAGUCGGAGUCCAUCAUCUUUGAGGCGAUACAAAAAAUGGAACGUGUUAUGGUUCGUGAAAGGUUUCUUUAUGAUACUUACCGUUUGAUCUUCAAAGAGUUGAUAAAUGAGCUGAGAAUGAUGCUGGCUUUCUUGAGAGAGAAUAAUUUGGGAGACGGGAGCUUGCUAAAACAUUCGGUAGAUGACUAUGUCGAUAAAGCUCGACAUUCAGCUGAACUCGUGAGGAAAAGAGAAAUGAAAGAAUUGGAAAAUGCGCUAGGUUCGCUGAGGAUGUUAAGAAAGCGCGUGAUGGAGCUCGGAUUCGGUGAGAAGGAGAUCGGAGCGCAAAGUGUUGGAGAGGGUGCUGUCGUGGUGGGCUUGGAGAAAGACGUGAAACAGCUUUGUAAAGUGAUUCUUAUGGAGGAGCCCGGCCUCGUGACAGUCGUGUAUCAAAGGCAUGCUUGGUGUGGGAAAGACAGCUCUCGCCAGGCAAGUAUACAACCAUCCGGCUAUCGUUGAAAGAUUCAAGGACCGCCGUGCUUGGAUAACCCUUUCUAUUGGCACGGGUAAAGAUGAGUUGUUUUUGGAACUGAUGCAACAGUUGAUUCAACAUGAUGGAAAUUCCUUGCUGGUGGAGGAAACGGAAAACUGGAGACGUAUGGAGAUUAUUUACGAUCACCUGCAACGAAUUCCGUUUUUCAUAGUUCUCGACAACCUACUGCCGUGUAUGGGCUUCGAAUCCUUCUUUGUACGUCUACGACGACAAUGUUCGUCUUUAUUUCUUACUAAUAUCUCAGAAUUCAUUCUGCAUGCUUAA
This is a messenger RNA of Salvia splendens (bonfire salvia), 1287 nucleotides long. RefSeq lists its product as uncharacterized. Lineage: Eukaryota; Viridiplantae; Streptophyta; Magnoliopsida; Lamiales; Lamiaceae. The record is from RefSeq and is a predicted model, not a curated record. The transcript has 3 exons. The coding region runs from base 171 to 989 and encodes 272 amino acids.